Mollisia scopiformis is the source of this 1047-nucleotide messenger RNA. RefSeq lists its product as uncharacterized. The record is from RefSeq and is a predicted model, not a curated record. The coding region runs from base 1 to 1047 and encodes 348 amino acids. The transcript is spliced from 2 exons. Lineage: Eukaryota; Fungi; Ascomycota; Leotiomycetes; Helotiales; Mollisiaceae.
AUGCGUUCCGCAAUGAAGACCGCUUGGCUUUCAGCCUUGAUUUUGCUUGUUACGUCUAUCCUCGGCGCCAACGGACAAUGGCAAGUCAUCGAAUUAUCGACCCACGAGAUGAGGGAGGGUGGAGUUGUCAAAUUCAACAGCACCGUUGACUUCUCUCUGACUCGACCUGGCAAAGACAUCACUCCGUGCUCUACAACUUGGACUCACUACCCUACCCCUAUCAUUCCCACGCAAUGGAUCAAGUGCGAAACUGAUCCGAUGCUACGUUUCCGCAUUGCGGUGUACAAUGAUGUCGGCAACUAUACACUCGAGGUUGUCGAGUUGGAUGCCGUGAGAUCACAUGACAAGACAACAUCAAUCGGCGUCACGCGCGCAAAUAUCACCGCUUCCACAAACGCAGGUAUCGAGUGUUUUGGCGCAGACACAGACUCCGGAACUCAGUGUGUGUUGUACAAUGCCCCGAUGACCCUCGACAGCACCACGUCGACCUUCACACCGUCACCUCUACCAAUCGUCUGGGCAGAAUCCCGCAGCGAUGGCCCUCUCAGUGGCGACAUCCCUUGCAACGAAGCCUGGACAUUCUACAUCUACAACCUCAACGUCGCACUCCUCGGACUCCCGACCCUCGGCCGGAAUCCCGCGCAAUGGGAAACUCAUUGCGAUUCCAAUUGGGCUUGCGGUGGAACAGACAAGUCCGUCAACAACUGGACUCCCUGCGCAGCUCCUACAUUCCAGUUCUUGAAGGCCUUGCCGGCAGCUGGUGGAGAUGUCCUUUCAGAUUUCGUGAUUAGGAUCAAUCAUACAUUCCCGUUGAUGAUGGCUACGAGUAUCAGAGGGAGCAAUGCAUCGGAUGUUCACUUGACUGAUCCAGAAGAAGCUGCAGGUAUGCAAGUUAGGUUAGUUUUGGAGGAUACGGCUUGGAAGGUUGGUAGUACCUUGACUGAUGUCAAGGGAGGUGGUAUUGAUCAGCUGGGUAAUUGCUCGAUUGGAUGUGAAUAUUCGGGCAAGCAGGUCAGCGUGAAGGUCGUUGACAUGGAGAUUUUGUGA